AUGCAAUCCAAGGGUGUUGAGUUCGGAUCUCCUGUUGUGUCCGAUGUUGCAAACAGCUCAAGUACUGUCAAUUGUUAUUCUACCAUUGAAUAUGACAAAUUGGGUGCAAUGAUGAUAGGAGACCAAGUGAACUUUAAUGUGUUAUUUACGGCUACUCGAGAUUCGUGUUUUCCUAAUCAAGUACCGUAUUAUGACCUGGGAGAUCCGAUUUUUAAUUGUAAACAUUGUUCGGCAAUCUUUUGGCGGGAUGAGAAAGUGAAGAAUGUGAAGCAUACUACUUCUCGAAGAUAUUCAGGCUUCACAUCUAUGGGAGGUCGUAUUGACAAAGAUAUUAAUACAGGAAAAUCACCUCCCGUUUUCAGAUUAAAUGGUCAAAAUUUCCAUUUGUUGGGAAGUUUGUUACCUGUUGAUGGUAAUAAAUCUAAAUUUGCACAACUUUACAUCCAUAAUCCUGAGAAUGAGAUUUUCAAUAGACUUGAUUGUGUUAGGGUUGGUAAUGAGAUCAACGAAUUACAUGCAGAUAUUGUCUCUGAUAUCCAAUUAGCAUUAGAUGAGAAUAAUGUUUUGGUAAAGUCAUUUCGGAUGGCUAGAGAAGUGAUACUUGCAAAUCCAAGAGUUGAUGUUAGAAUGAAGUUAAUUGGGAAACGCACCCAAGAUGCGAGAACAUAUAAUCUUCCAACAGUGUCUGAGGUUGCUGCUGUUAUUGUUGGUGAUUUGGAUCCAACGUUGGGUGAACGUGAUAUUUUGAUAGAAACACGGUCGGGUGUUCUUAAGAGAAUUAAUGAACUUAAUCCAGCGUAUCUUCCACUUCAAUAUCCAAUUUUGUUUCCAUAUGGUGAAGAUGGUUAUAGAGAGGACAUUCCUUUCCAUGUAGAAAGAAAUGUUGAGAAAGGUGUUAGGCACAGUGUUUCUCUUCGUGAAUACCUAUCCUUUCGUGUUCAUGAAAGACUUGAUGAGAUCUCAACAUUUUUGUAUGCUAGAAGGUUAUUUCAACAAUUUUUGGUCGAUGGGUAUACGAUGGUUGAAUCUGCUCGAUUGUUGUAUAUUCGCACACACCAACAGAGUCUACGAUGUGGUUCAUAUAAAGGAUUGUUUGAUGCUUUGACACGUGGAGAAGUUGACCCCCGGACUCAAGGUCGACGAAUUGUAUUGCCAUCAACUUUUACUGGUGGAGCACGAUAUAUGGUUCAAAACUACCAAGAUGCAAUGGCAAUUUGUGGUUGGAUUGGUUAUCCAAAUAUUUUUAUCACUUUUACAUGCAAUCCAAAAUGGCCAGAAAUUCAACGUUUUUUGCAAUGUAGAGGCUUAAAAUCUGAAGAUCGGCCUGAUAUUUUGUGCCGUGUGUUUAAAAUGAAAUUGGAGGCUUUGAUUAAAGAGAUACGAUCUGGCACUGUCUUUGGGAAAAUUGUCGCUGUAAUUUAUACCGUGGAAUUUCAAAAACGGGGAUUGCCGCAUGCACAUAUUCUUCUGUUCGUUGAUCGUGGUGUUGCUCUUACAUUUGGUUCCAAUGUUGAUUCCAUUAUAUCUGCCGAGAUUCCUAAUAAAGAGAGCGAUCCUGAGUAUUAUACAGUUGUUGGAGAGUUUAUGAUGCAUGGUCCAUGUGGUGUGGCUAGGAAAAACUCUCCAUGUAUGGUUAAGGGGCGCUGCUCAAAACACUUUCCUAAAAAAUUUAUGGAUUGUUCAAUUCUUGAUUCUGAUGGGUAUCCCAUUUAUAAGCGUAGAAAUAAUGGUAAUACAAUUGUUAAGAGUGGUGUUGAAUUGGAUAAUAGGUUUGUUGUGCCUCACAAUAGAUAUUUAUUGAUGAAGUAUAGAGCACACAUCAAUGUAGAAUGGUGUAACCAAUCUCGGUCUAUCAAAUAUUUGUUUAAAUAUGUGAACAAAGGUCAUGAUCGAGUUACUGCGCAAUUUUAUAGGAGUACCGAAUGCCGAGGAAGUAGUGAAGUUAUAGAUGAAAUCAGUAUGUAUUAUGAUUGUCGGUAUAUUUCUCCAUGCGAAGCUGCAUGGCGUUUGUUUAGCUAUGAUGUGCAGUUUCGUAAUCCAGCAGUUGAACGUCUUAGCUUCCACUUGCCUAAUGAACAGAGCAUUGUUUUCAAUGAUGAGGUUUCGGUUGAAACAGUUGUUGAAAGGCAAACGGUUAGAAAUAGCAUGUUCUUAUCAUGGUUUGAAGCAAAUAAGAGGUAUCCUUUUGCUCGAGCGUUGAGUUAUAGGGAAAUGCCUAAUGCUUUUGUUUGGAAAAAGGAUAUCCGCGAGUGGCAUCUAAGAAAACGGGGAUUUUCUAUUGGUCGUAUGUUUUAUGUCCCACCAGGUAGUGGGGAGAUUUUUUAUCUUAGAUGUUUGUUAAAUUUAGUUCGUGGUCCAACAUCUUUUCAAGACAUACGAACUGUUGAUGGUAUUGAAUAUUCGUCAUUUCGAGAUGCAUGCUACGCUCGUGGAUUGAUUUCUGAUGAAAAAGAAUAUAUUGAUGCGAUAGUUGAAGCAAGUCAAUGGUCGACUGCUGCUGCUCUUAGGAGAUUAUUUGUAACUUUACUAACGGCAAAUUCACUUUGUCAACCUGAAAAAGUAUGGGAUGUUGUUUGGCCGCAUCUAUGUGAGGAUGCCGAGUAUAAUCAACGUAAAUCAUUUGCUAAUCCAGACUUAAUGUUGCCGGAAAAAGAGAAGAAAAUGUAUGGUUUGAUAGAGUUAGAGAAACUUUUGUCAACAUGGAGCAAGAGUUUGAGUGAUUACCCAUGUAUGCCUGUGCCAGACAUGACUUCUUUGUACGGCUCUCAGAACCGAUUAUUGGCUGAAGAAUUGUCCUAUGAUUAUGCAUUGUUAGCCAAGGAACAUGAACUUUUAGUCCAGCGGUUGACAGUCGAACAACGCUUUGUUUAUGACACUGUUCUAUCGUCGACUGCUGCUUUGCGCUCUGAACGAAAGAUCGUUCUGAAUGUUGCAUCAAGCGGCAUUGCUUCGUUGUUGAUGCCCGGAGGUCGUACUGCACAUUCACGCUUUGCUAUACCAAUUGUUGUGAAUGAGGACUCUACUUGCAAUAUUUCACAGGGAUCCGAUCUUGCUGAGCUACUCAUUCAAUGUAACUUGAUUAUUUGGGAUGAAGCACCUAUGAUGCAUAAACAUUGCUUCGAAGCUUUAGACAGGACAAUGCGAGAUUUGUUACGAUUUGUUAAUCCAUUGAGUUCAUCGUUGCCGUUCGGCGGGAAAACAGUUGUUUUAGGAGGUGACUUUAGACAAAUAUUACCGGUGCUACCAAAGGGUUCUAGGCAAGAAAUUGUUGGUGCAACCAUUAAUUCUUCUUAUUUGUGGGCUAAUUGUAGGGUAUUGAGAUUGACAAAGAAUUUGAGGUUGCAAAAUGUGGGUUCUGUUCAGGAUAUGGAAGAGCUUAGUUCAUUUGCUAAUUGGAUAGCUGCAAUUGGCGAUGGCGACAUUGGUGGCACAAAUGAUGGUCAUGUGGAUGUCCAAAUUCCCGAAAAACAUGUGCUUAAACCAGAUUGUGAUCCUAUUAAAGCUAUUGUUAAAAGUACAUUCCCUAUGUUUCAAGAAAAUCAAAACAACGGGGAUUAUCUAAUUGGUCGAGCAAUUUUAGCGCCAACACUCGAGGUUGUUGAUGAAGUUAAUGACUACAUGAGUACUUUGAAUGAUGCUACAUCUAGAACCUAUCUUAGCUCCGAUUCGGUAUGCCCCACUGAAAACACGUCCGACACGGUAGCUGCAUUGCAUACUCCAGAAUUGUUAAAUGGCCUGAAAUGCUCGGGUUUGCCAAACCAUUCGCUCACUCUUAAAGUUGGAUCUCCAGUCAUGCUACUGCGGAACAUAGACCAUUCAGCUGGCCUUUGCAAUGGGACAAGAUUAAUUAUUUCUAAAUUAGCAGAUCAUGUUGUUCAAGCCAAGAUUCUUUUUGGUAGUAAUGCAGCUCCAGCCAUCGGGGCUCCGUCGCGGACAGUGGCUGUCAUUGGUGGAGAAAAUUCACAGCCGACUUUGCAAGUGGAGGCUUCGACCUCGUCUAUCUCGAUUGGGUCUGGUGAUGUUCACCCAACUGGCGUACUUGUUGCUCCAAGUUUGAGAACAUCUGUGGCACCAGCGGUGGCGCUAGUGACUGAUACUAAUGCUGGCAUGGUUGUUCAAUGGAGAAACCAGAAACGCCAUAGGCCUAAGGCAGGUUAG
Molecule: messenger RNA, 4158 nt
Organism: Ipomoea nil (Japanese morning glory)
Lineage: Eukaryota; Viridiplantae; Streptophyta; Magnoliopsida; Solanales; Convolvulaceae
Exons: 9
Coding region: 1-4158 (1385 amino acids)
Biological process (GO): DNA repair; telomere maintenance
Molecular function (GO): DNA helicase activity
Source: RefSeq, a predicted model, not a curated record